Messenger RNA from Gymnodraco acuticeps, 1234 nucleotides. RefSeq names its product gastrula zinc finger protein XlCGF8.2DB-like. The annotation marks the transcript as partial. Lineage: Eukaryota; Metazoa; Chordata; Actinopteri; Perciformes; Bathydraconidae. Gene Ontology annotation, molecular function: RNA polymerase II cis-regulatory region sequence-specific DNA binding; DNA-binding transcription activator activity, RNA polymerase II-specific. The transcript has a single exon. Gene Ontology annotation, biological process: regulation of transcription by RNA polymerase II. Gene Ontology annotation, cellular component: nucleus. The record is from RefSeq and is a predicted model, not a curated record.
CGUAGUGCUGAAAAUAAAACAUUCAGCUGCUCAGUCUGUAAGAAAGCUUUUUCAAAUAAUGGAAAUUUAAAGGCACACAUGAGAAUCCACACAGGAGAGAACAUCUUUAGCUGCUCAGUCUGUACCAAACCUUUUACAAAUAAUGGAAUUUUAAAGGAACACAUGAGAAUCCACACAGGAGAGAAACCCUUUAGCUGCUCAGUCUGUACCAAACCUUUUACACAUAAUGGAAGUUUAAAGGAACACAUGAGAAUCCACACAGGAGAGAAACCCUUUAGCUGCUCAGUUUGUACCACAUAUUUUGUGCAUAGAGGAAGUUUAAAGGAACACAUGGGAGUCCACACAGGAGAGAAACCAUUCAGCUGCUCAGUCUGUAACAAAUCUUUUGUGCAUAGAGGAAGUUUAAAGGAACACAUGAGAGUCCACACAGGAGAGAAACCAUUCAGCUGCUCAGUCUGUAAGAAAUAUUUUGCAAGGAAAAGAUGUGUAAAACGACACAUGAGAGUCCACACAGGAGAGGAAAAAUAGAGCUGCAAUGUUUGUGACAAAAUAUUUAAAUGGCGUAAUCGUUUCAAAAGACACAAGUGUGUUGGUCGGCAGAUGCUUCUGUAACUGUAAGGGAAUACAUUUGUAUGGUUUGUAUCCUGAUGACCUAAUGCUGUUACAUGUAAUACUUUACUCCCUAAGCCUGAUUUCACCCACCUGCAAACGAUUCGCUAAUAAUCACAUAUGUUCAUUUCUUUGACACCUUGACUCGACUAUUUCUUGUUUAAUAAUCGUUACAUCUCCUCAGGACCAAGUUCCCGUGUCCUGCCUUUCACCUGCUGAUCAUCGACUGCUCAUUUAAGGUGGACUGACCUUUACAAGGGACCAGCUAGUCUUAGUGUCUUAAUGUAAACGUUUUGUAAAGUGAUGCUAGACCAAAAACGUGUUGUUGGGUUGUGUGCUCUCUGCAGGACGGUGUCUGUACUCAAAGAUUGUUUAUGAAAUGAGAGCUUCACUCUAUUUUUGUUGUCUAAACAAUGCCAACAGUGCAAUACGUCUUAUUUCCAUCAGAUGGCAUAAAUGUUACAUCAUCCAGUUCAACUGUCAUCCACAUAUUAAUGAUUCAAAACAGCAAUGUGUAAGAUAGGGCUAGUAAUUGACUAUUUCAACAGAAUGUGAAGAGGUUACAGUCUUGAGGCCAUGUCCAAUAUGUUUAUGUUUUGUUUGGUUAAAUCUACUGAAAUGAGCA